Lytechinus pictus (painted urchin) is the source of this 5199-nucleotide messenger RNA. RefSeq lists its product as uncharacterized. Gene Ontology annotation, molecular function: small GTPase binding; actin binding. The transcript has a single exon. Bases 152 to 934 code for a protein of 260 amino acids. Gene Ontology annotation, biological process: actin cytoskeleton organization. NCBI's taxonomy places the organism in Eukaryota, Metazoa, Echinodermata, Echinoidea, Temnopleuroida, Toxopneustidae. The record is from RefSeq and is a predicted model, not a curated record.
ACCAAUGCUGUAGGGGUCAACUCAACAUUUCUACUUCCCCUGUUUGGAUAGAUUAUUACAAGCAGUGACAUUGUCAAAUUUAUGAUCUGAAAUGAGCUUGUUGUAAACCAGACAACGAUGGUCUGGUGGAUGACGAGGACGACGAGUUGUUAUGGCUGACGACGAUGGCAGGAAGACCCCGACACCGCCUAUUCCCAUUCAGAGAGGGCACGUCAUUCCCGAUGUCCGUAUCGAGAGCGUCGAACGGGACAACGACGGCGCCGGGUCGUCAUACGGAGACGACAUCCUCGCUCGCAGCCCGGAAAGCGCCGGAGCCGCCGCCGCAUCUGACGAUGACCUAAAACGGAAUAGCGCCGCCGGUCGGUGGCUGCUCGUACGGUCGCACAUACACAAAGAGCUGCCGAGCUAUGACUCAGCCGCAUCGGGGGAAAACAGCGGGGCGAACAGUCCGUUGGACGGGCCCGGUGAUCCGAAGGGUUUAAUCAAUCUCAUUCAAAGUGGGCCGUCAGUGCAGAGUUACACGCGACUCAAGAGGCAGCUCAAACGCUGCGACCGUCAAUGGAUUUUACGAUUCUUGGAGCUCAGUGGAUUGGAAUUACUGUACGUUUCCUUACAGCGGCUUUGUGCUAACGCCGCCCCCGGCCGUCCGGGCCGACGUUCCUUGAGCAUCGCCGAUGCCUUCGCGCAGAUAGAGUGCGUCGCCUGUUUCAAGGCAGUAAUGGAUUCCCAAGCCGGUUUGGAUUAUAUAAUUGAGGAUACUGAAUUCACAAGAAAGUUGGCAAAUGGUGAGUCAUACCUAACUUUUUUUUUAUCUUGUAAGUUCUUAUCAUCCAUGUCUCUGCCAUGUCUAUUAUUGCUCAUUGUGUGUAAAUCAACAGAACUUUGUAACUUGAAUUAUCUAUUGCAUGUUGAUUAUCAGAGAGUUCACAAGUAAAGAAAAAUAAAGCAAUAUUAAGGAAAUACCAAUAUUUAAAUAGCCACAUGCAAUGUUGUAUAUGUUAUCAAAAGCAAACUUGACUUUGCCAAAGCACAGACAUAAGUGUUGAUAAACGUCUUGGCUAAACAAAAUACUCAUUUAACGCAAUACAACUUCCUUGAAAUUGAUAUGAAGGUCCUUAAAAAGACCUGAGUGAUUUUGAUUAUUUAAACAUAAUAAGUGAAAGUUAGAUAUUUUUAGUCAUUCCUCGGCCAUGUCUGUUUCUUGUAACUCAAUGCUACAAGUUUGAAAUGAUGUGUUGUGUAGUAACACAGUCGUACAUGUACUCUCUCCCUCUCUUUAUUCAUACAAAAACAAAAAGUUUUUUUUUUCGAUCUGCCCGAUUGAAUAUAUAGCCUGAGGCGCCGUAAACAUGGGAGAAGCCAUUCGCGAAGUUCAUUGAACGGCGCGUGUCAUCCUAUUGUCUUCACAAAAUGAAUUUCGGCGCCUUCCCCUCCCUCCCCUCACACGCACCAACUGAAUACGUCCGCGCACCGAGGGGGCAGUUUGCCUUUUCAAACGAAACCUUCCGAAACUUCUUUAUUCAAACUUCAGAGGACAAUUUCCACUCCCCCAUCUUCAUGAUCAAUGCCCCCAUUAUUGAGAGAUGUCACGAUUCUGAUUUGUGGCCCGUGACUUGUCAAAGUGGCUCGCACGAAUAAAAUAAAAACUUGAAGCACAAUUAAAAAGUUAGCGCUGUUAAUCCACAACCCACGCUCCAGAGGUCGGGAUUUUAUGUUGCAAUUAAGAAGAUGGCACGCGAUAAAAUAUUGGGCUACAUGAUGGUGACAGCUUUGUAACUAUACCAAACUCGCUUCAUCAGACAUGAAUGAUACAAAAGAUGGGUAAACGGUCAACAUCAUACAGUAAUGUCCUCAGUAAAUUGGCGCCUUUGAACUUGUUAAAACUGUUGCCAACCGGGUGCCUGCUUCAUGAAAACUAUUACAAUUAUUGUAACUUUGUCAUUAUUAUAACUACCAUGGAAACCUUGAUUUUGAUUGGCUGUUGAGUCCUGUUACCAUGGUAGUUGGCGUUAUGACAACGGGUUAAAACAGUUGUAAGUCCUUUAUGGGUUCGGUAUUAUGUUCGAAACAUAGUUUGCAAUCUAAAAUGUCUUACAGAUAUCAUAGCUGCCGAGGCGGUAUUCAGUUUCACGAAAUCAUAAUUAUGCUCUUGAAAUUCCAAAAAUGUUAUUUAAAUUGAUAUGAAUGUACGAUGGUAUCUGUUUUGUUUGGGUAAAAAAAAAUAAUUUGUAUUACCUUCGGUUCAUGGCUGAUAUUAACUACAAGUUAUUAUCGAUUUUUUUUAAAAUCUUUUCUCUAGCGGUGUCUUUGUAAGAUCAGAAAGGGUUGUCUUUUGUAACACUCGCCAAUAUUUCUUCUACGAUUUCCCAUUGUACGACUUUUGGGAUUGAGCUUUGUGAGUUUGACUCGCCUCGUUGGGGUUUCUUACAUGUCUUGUAUCGGAACGAUCAGUUUGGAUUGCUUGGGGGUAGUCACUGAGGAAUAAAACGAUUUGGAUCUUCAAAAGAUCAGAACAUUUCACAUGGCUUCCUUUGUUGUUUGACUGACUUUCUGGACAAGGUUUUGGGUGAAUCUGAAGACUGAUGGCCCACCGCCGCGCGUAACUAUGACACAUGUAUGAUCGAAAAGGAGAGAAGUUCCGAAAAAAACAAAUGUCUGAUGUUUAUCGCCAUGUUAUUGGUAGGUUGUUAUCCCUUCAGUGUGCAUGCAAUCGAAAGAAGAGACAUCUCCAAGGCACUCAAUCAUCAUGAUUUAUCAGAAGUUGUCUCGGAGUGUUGUUAGAUUUCUUGACUGAAAUGACAGAAAUUACAGAAAUUCAGUAUGAACUCUGCACUAAAAUAUCCUGCAGCCUGACAGUUACCUUUCUCGAACAAUUUGCUGUGCUUAUUUUCAUGAUAAGCAAAUCGGUUGAUUUUUCUAUAUCUUGGGGCCAAGACCAUCAGAAGUCUGUGGCCGUGGAUGUUCUGUCGUCCGGUCCCGGUCCCGACACCCCUCACAUUGGCCUUGGAGCUUUGCACUGUAAUAAUGAUAAUGUGCCCUAUGGAAAAUUCAGCCUUUCCCUAAAAAUGUCGAAAAUUAAGGCAUGGGGAGAUUGUCAUCAACAUUGUAAGACAAGUUGUCAGAUCUGACAAAUUUCCCUGAUUUUGAUUGGCUGAGGAGCACAGUUCCUAUGGUAACUGGCAGAUGAAACGGGACGUUUCAUCAAAGGCCUUUCAUCAAACGCUCCCCAGAUAAUAUCUUUAGAACUUGUUCCGUCUAACGGGGCUGUAAAGGUUAAACACCAAACAUCCAAAAUGGCUAUAGAUAUCAUGGCUAUCUGGGACUCGACACCAUAUUAGGGUGGGUCCACAUUGGAUACCAGCAUGACCAAAGCUCCCCACAUGGUGUCUUCAAGAGCUACCUAUCCAACAGCGCUGACCACGCUGGCCGUCAACCCUUAUUCAUCUCCGAAUUCUCUUGACUUCUGAAAUUGCAACUGUAGGAAUUCAUUAGAGCUUUUAAUUGGGUACUUGACGUCAAAUUGCGGUUAAGGAAUAUCAUUGAGAAGCGUAGUUACUAAAUUUACUAACAGUUGACAUUUAGUAGAGUAAGUCGUGCUCUCUUGAUCUUGUAUUGCUUCUUGCAGUUAUUAGUAGAUUCCAUUGAGUAUAUUUUAGUGUGAUGCUGAAGUCACAUUGGAGAAACUACUCCUGAUCGAAACGAGAUGAUACGUUAAAACUAAUGGUAUUCGAAUGGACUGAUUGGAGAAGGUGUCGUUGGUGUGACCGUCGCAUAUAAUAUAAGCUUAGCUGUGUACACUCUUGGGUAUAUAAAGUGGUCGAGCAUAAGAAGCGUCCGAGGAAGGAUGGGGGGGGGGGGGGUCUAGUUCACUUUCUUAAGAUUGUUAUGAACCAGUGAAAGAAAUUAAUUAAAAGGAAAAAGGUGGAGAUGGUAGUUUUGACGACUCUUCCGAACCCUUCCAUCGUCAUUCCAAUAUAUGCAUGUGCCCAACUUUACCCUAAAUUGUAUCUGCAGAAUACAUGCAACCGCCAAUCAUGCCAAUAUGAACAUGACAUGAUUAUCUUCAUACCCCCAUAUUUUAUCAUGAUUAUCUUGUCUCGUGUUUUCUGCAUUCUUUGGCCCUUUUAUUUAUUUAUUUUUACAAUUUUCAUCAAACCAGAUUUAUACAUCAAUCACAGAGACAGAGACCACUCUAUCAUUCUACAAAUGUCAUCCAUACAAUCUUCAAUUCUUUCAAAAAUGCGUUUCAAUUUCGCAGUGACAUUGGAUUAUGUUUUUCAUUUACAUCGACAAUCAUGUGCUGAUCUCAAGGACAGUCGAUAAUUGACGGUGAUGGAAUCAAUGAAUGUCGGCAAAUAGUAGUUAAACCAUGCCGAACUAUCGAAAUGAAUGGGGAGAAAAUGCAUGAAAGAUCGGGGUGGGCUCGUAAAUGGUUUGGGUUAAACACGAAAAUAAGUGCUGAAACCAGUCGGGUGUUUUGAUGACGUCAGUUUUAGAGCUAAACACUGUCAUGUUUCUUUGGUAUUCAAUCCUAUGCGAGUUCAAAGGCAAGAGGAAUGUAAGAGGGCGAACACGAUGCUCGGUUUGGGAGAAAACAGCUUUUAUUACAAUUUAAAGGAGAAUGAAACCCUUGAAACUAGCUGAAUCCAUAUCAAAGAGAAAAAUCAAAGAAACAUAUUGUUGAAAGUUUGAGGAAGAUUGAAUGAAUAAUAAGAAAGUUAUGAGCAUUUGAAUAUUGAGAUCACUAGUGCCAUGUAGAUCCUCCCAUCGGCAAUGCGACCAAGAUCUGUGAUAUCACACACGUACAACUCCCUCAUUACUUUAGUACUUAUUUCACUUAUAUUCUCACUUUUAUAGAGUCUAUCACAAGGUUAUGUGUUUUCUUUAUGAGAUGACAAGUACAGAGGUUUCACAACAUUAUAUCAUUGAUGAAUCGUUUCUCAUAUGAUUAGAAUGAGCAAAAAGAGAUGUUUUGGGGUAUAUUUUCAGUGUCCGAAUGGGAGAGUUGUACGUGUGUGACAUCACAGAUCUUGGUCGCAUUGCCAAUGGGAGGAUCUCCAUAGCAUUAGUGAUCUCGACAUUCAAAUGCUCAUAACUCUUUUAUUGCUAGUCCUAUUUUACUCAAAGUUUUGUUGAUCUUAUUCUUUGAUUUUUCUGCUUUCACAAAAGCUAACUUGCUCCAAGAGUUUCAUUCUCCUU